AUGGCUCAAGAUGAAUCGGCAGUAACCCUCACACUCUUUGAUUUCCGUAUCAAAUUCAAUACAGUACAUCAGCACCAUUUUGAUGAUCAAGACACCGACAACAAUUCCUUAACUUGUAAUUUUGGAAUGUUGAAACAAAAAUUACGAUCAAAGAAUAGGCUAGCCUUUUCCAACAAGUUUGAAUGGGAGGGAGAGAUUGAUUGUUCUCCCGAUAAAGAAAUAUAUGAUGUCAGAAUAUCGAGUACUUGUUCGUGUAUUUUAGCCUUGACUGAUUCGGCUUUUUUAGUGAUUGAUUAUUCGACACAUCAGAUCAGAACGAGGAUCAAGACUGAUUGUUUGUAUUUUACGAUUGAAGAGGAUUAUGAUGGUUUGGGAAAUGAUGCAUUAUUGACGAAUAGGAUGGGAGUGGUGAGCAAGUAUGAUUUGAAGAGGUUUAUUCAUGAGAAGGAAGAGUGUAAACCAUUGUGGAAUUAUUCUAUUCCAGAUCAUGGAGGAUUUAUUUGUGAUACGGUAAAUUGGAUGAAUUUAGAUGGAAGGCGUUUAGUUAUAGUUCUUUCCCAAACCCAUAUUCAUUUUAUAGACUCUGCAUUUGGAAUGGUAGCAGAUACUGGAAUUCCUCUGGAAAAUGAUAAUUUCGUUAGUGGAUGCAUUGAAGUGGAUCGUACGAAUAAGAAUGCAAUUUAUUUCUUGGCUGGUAGCCUUAACAGAUACGAGUACGUGAAUGGAGAUUGGAUUGGAAAACAACAUGAAAUUAGUUUGGGGACAACAGAUGGACUUUUUAUGGACAAGGUUUCAGGUAACCUCUAUUUCUCUGGAUUUCAAGGAGUCUAUGCAGUUAAGAAUACUGGAGAAUUUCUGGGAAAGCAUGAUGGAUCAUGUUCUGGAUUGUGUAUAGAUGACAAGUCAGGAUUAAUGUACGUUGGAUUUGGAAAUAUGCUCACAAUUUUGAGAUAG
This is a messenger RNA of Naegleria gruberi, 954 nucleotides long. RefSeq lists its product as uncharacterized. The transcript has a single exon. The coding region runs from base 1 to 954 and encodes 317 amino acids. Lineage: Eukaryota; Heterolobosea; Eutetramitea; Acrasida; Naegleriidae. The record is from RefSeq and is a predicted model, not a curated record.